AUGGGUGUGUUCUAUCAGGAAGAGCCACCCCCACAAAACCCGUCAAAGAAAUGCAAGUUCCUCCUGGUUUCAACUCUCAAAGAUGCCUUCUCCAUCUGUCGAUCUUGUGGCGGCCACAUAAGCUCUCUUCAGCAGCAGCAGGAUGAUGUUUAUGUUCCCAACACGACAAUUGAACUCGAAGAUGUUGAUGAUCACGAAGUUUUCGUGUCAGCAAUCAGGAGCAGAGCCAUGGAGAAGUCGAAGUAGAAGGUGUUUGUGAUCACAUAUAGCUUUUCAGGGGAACUGCUCUUUAGUCCCGAGAAGCAGAAGGAUGGAGAAGUUGAAAAGGAUGAAGAUUUAUUCUCUGUUGGGAGCUGUCUUUCGUGUUGUUUGAGCGGGUUGAGCAAGGGGGGCGAAGAGUUCUUCUCAGUGAAGACAAACUUGUUGUCGAGGUGUUCGAGCUUGAGUCAGGUAGAGUUCCCAAGUUUUCACAGGCGGGUUUCGAUAUUGCAGGAGCUCUGCCACUGCCAAGGGUGGCCAUUCGGUCUCUGCAGGAAGGCUGUUUUGCUCCCACCUCUGCCUAAGUCUCCCUCUGAUUCCUGGCUAUGGCGGAAAGGCACUAGAUCAGCCAGGCUGCCUUAGAGUUCUUGCAGCUUGCAACAAAGACGAGAACCUUUGGAAGAGUUUGAGAAUAAGAUAGACUGUUGCGGAAGGACGAUGCGAAGUUUAUUGUUCUGUCAUAUUGCCAUGUCUAUUCCCACGUAUCAGAUUCUAGAUUGGAAAUCAAAA
This is a messenger RNA of Linum tenue, 768 nucleotides long. NCBI's taxonomy places the organism in Eukaryota, Viridiplantae, Streptophyta, Magnoliopsida, Malpighiales, Linaceae. The record is from the annotation of a GenBank genome assembly.